This is a messenger RNA of Gymnodraco acuticeps, 647 nucleotides long. Its product is annotated as protein ALP1-like. The transcript is spliced from 3 exons. Bases 1 to 642 code for a protein of 213 amino acids. Lineage: Eukaryota; Metazoa; Chordata; Actinopteri; Perciformes; Bathydraconidae. The record is from RefSeq and is a predicted model, not a curated record.
AUGUCCCCAAGUCCACCGUCUGCAGACUGGUGCACACUGGAGUACAAAAAAUUGCAGCCCUUCGCCAGGAGGUCAUCAAACUGCCCCCCCCUGGAGAACUGGAGGAGGUUGGCCCAGAGUUUGCAAGGCUGGCCAACAGCCCAGUAUUCUCCAGGUGCAGUGUGUGAUGGGAAGGGCUUCUUUCUCAACACCUUUGUUGGGAAUCCUGGCUCAGUCCAUGACACCAGAGUCCUGAAGAACAGCGCAAUUUACAAACAGGCUCUGUAUCCUCCCUCAGGAUUCUUCCUUUUGGGUGAUGGUGGCUACCCCUGCAUAGAAGGACCUGUGGCCCUCAUCACCCCAUAUAGAGAACCACUGCAAGGGAGGGUGCAGAGCCGCUUCAACCAGCAUCAUGCCAGGGCUCGCUCCAUCAUAGAGUGGGCCUUUGGCAGGAUGAAAAGCAGGUGGAGAUCGCUGUUCUUCAAGGCUCUGGAGGUCCACCACACCUUUGUCCCCUCAGUCAUCACCGCCUGUGCAGUACUCCAUAACAUCUGCCUCACAGCGGGGGACAUCCUGGAGCCUGAAGAGGAUGUUGGGGACAUUGGUGUGGUUCCACCACGUCUGGUGAGGGGGGAUCGAGGCGGACAUGGCCAGCGAGACUGACUGGC